CUCUUUCUCCCGAGUGGACUGGAAUUUAUAACAUAUUGACUGCCGCUGCCUGUAACGGUCACACUUAAUUCUCUCCGAUCAUCAAUUAUACAAAUUCAGACAAUUAUACACAUCUCUUUCUCUAUGUUCCAGACUUCCAGCUCCCGAAUAUAUAGCUCGAUCUCUCUCCAUUGACUCUCUCCUCUCCUCAACCUAUACAUACAGAUAAUUGUGUGUAUUUAUGGAUAGGAGGAGAAAUGAAAGUCCGGUGUACGCUAGACAGUGGAGCGGAGGCUCCAGCAGCACCGGAUCAUCGUCUCCGGUGAGAUCGCCGGCGCAUCCUCAAUCUCGCCCUCCUCCGGCCGCCGGAAUGUCCGCUAUUAAACGAACGCAAAACGUCGCUGCGAAAUUUGCCGCGCAACGAUUGGCGCAGGUCAUGGCUUCGCGAACGGUUGAUGAUGAUGAGGAAGAUGAUGAUCACGGCUUUCAGUUCGGCGCUUCUUCGUUUACUAGUAGUAAGUUGAGGUCUAGUGGUGGUAGUGGUGGUUUUACAGGUGUUUCGAUUUCUAGGCCUAAUAGAUCUCCGUCGCCUGCGUUUGGGGGGAAUUUAAUGGAUCAUACUCCUUCAGUUCGUUCAACUUCAGCUGGAAGACCAGCAUCCGUUCGCUCAGCACAGGUUGUGCCGCCCAGUAGGAAUUCUUUGAGAACCCCGGUUGCUGGUCCGCCCAUAGAACCACCUAGCAACAGACUACGAGAUAAUAAUAAUAAUAGGUUUACGGCAAGUAAAGGACAAGUAGACACGAAAGAUACUGGAAAUCAGCGUGAAGCUUCUGCUCUUCGUGAUGAGCUUGAUAUGCUUCAAGAAGAAAAUGAUAUUGUUCUCAAUAAGCUUCGCCAGGCAGAAGAAAAAUGUGAAGAAGCAGAAGCCAGGGCGAGAGAGCUAGAGAAGCAGGUUGCUUCUCUUGGAGAAGGGGUUUCUUUGGAAGCCAAGCUAUUGAGCAGGAAGGAAGCAGCUUUACGACAAAGGGAGGCUGCUCUUAAAGCUGCAACACAAUCUAAAGAUGGUAAAGAUGAGGAAAUUGGUGCCCUUCGUGCAGAAAUUGAGAAUGUAAAAGAUGAGGCUGCCAGUACUGUAGAACAGCUAAGGGAAGCUGAAUCUGAAGCAAAGGCUCUUCACAAAGUGACACAAAGAAUGAUUUUGACUCAGGAAGAGAUGGAGGAGGUUGUUCUAAAGAGGUGUUGGCUUGCUCGCUACUGGGGGUUAGCUUUGAAUCAUGGAAUCUGUGCAGAUAUUGCAGUUUCUAAGCAUGAACAUUGGUCAUCUUUAGCACCUCUUCCCUUUGAAGUUAUUAUAUCUGCUGGACAGAAAGCCAAGGAAGAGUCUUGGGAUGGUGGCAAUGAUUCAGAGAGAAGGAGCAACCUUGCGCGUGAUUUGAGUGAUUUAUCUGGAGAAGGAAAUAUUGAGAGCAUGCUUUCUGUUGAAAUGGGCCUUAGGGAAUUAGCUUCGUUAAAGGUGGAGGAUGCUGUUGUUCUGGCAUUGGCUCAACACCGGCGUCCAAAUUUGGUUCGUCAGUCCUCUUCUGAUCGAAAAUCAUCAAGUGAUCCUAAGUUUACAGAGUCCCAUGAGUUAACUCUGGAAGAGACGGAAGAUGUUCUUUUUAAAGAGGCUUGGCUUACAUAUUAUUGGAGAAGGGCUAAAGUUUAUGGUGUGGAAGAAGAUAUUGCAGAAGAGCGCCUUCAGUUCUGGAUAAGCCGUAGUGGCCAUUCACCAACAUCACAUAAUGCUGUUGAUGUUGAAAAAGGUCUGACGGAGCUGAGGAAGUUGAGCAUAGAAAAGCAACUCUGGGAAGCAUCUCGCAGAGAAAUUGACCAACAGGUUUUAUUAAAAGGCAACUCCAAAGAUCCUUUGCAGCCUGAAGUGAAUUCCUCGUGAUGAAUUUUGUCAUGAUUAAUUUUCCAUAUAUUCUUUCUUUGUAUCAGUAAUUUUGUUGCCAUGCUUUUGUUUUCUGACAAACGAACUAUAGUUAAAUUCAUAAGUUAGUUGAUAGCUUUUUUGGCCGUUUGAUAACUGUAAUUAUUUUUUACAUGGGUAGAGGUAGUCACCAACAAUGCUACUUGCUUGCCUGCUUGUAUAAUGGAGUGGAGACUAGAACAAAUCAGAAUUUUUUGGAAUUAUAUGGUAUUUCUUUUUCAUUCA
Molecule: messenger RNA, 2176 nt
Organism: Daucus carota subsp. sativus
Lineage: Eukaryota; Viridiplantae; Streptophyta; Magnoliopsida; Apiales; Apiaceae
Product: coiled-coil domain-containing protein SCD2
Exons: 17
Coding region: 221-1912 (563 amino acids)
Biological process (GO): cytokinesis by cell plate formation
Source: RefSeq, a predicted model, not a curated record